Messenger RNA from Dermacentor silvarum, 656 nucleotides. RefSeq names its product E3 ubiquitin-protein ligase RNF181. Gene Ontology annotation, cellular component: cytoplasm. NCBI's taxonomy places the organism in Eukaryota, Metazoa, Arthropoda, Arachnida, Ixodida, Ixodidae. Bases 149 to 607 code for a protein of 152 amino acids. The record is from RefSeq and is a predicted model, not a curated record. The transcript has 6 exons. Gene Ontology annotation, molecular function: ubiquitin protein ligase activity. Gene Ontology annotation, biological process: protein ubiquitination.
AAAAAAAAAGGUGGCAACGAAGUUUGCACGCGAGGUGCUCGCAUAGCAUAGCACGCGCAGCAGCAGACGCUUCCUCUGCGCGGUGAGCCGUCAGUCGUUACCACAUCUGAGAUCUGCUGUUAAUGAAAAUUGCCGUCAGCUGUUAAUAAUGGCAUCGUACUUCGAUGAACACGACUGCGAGCCAUUGGGCCCAGGCGAGCAACCAGACCACCUGCUUCAUCUGGCAAGAUUGCUAAUUGAUGGUGGAUUCGGAGCCAGAUUUGAUAUGGAGUACCAUAGGAUAUUUCCCGACCAGCCGCACAAGCCGCCAGCGUCCAAGCAAGCAAUUAAGUCGCUCAAACGGACGCCUAUUGACGAAACAGGAAAAAAAUGCCCCGUUUGCUUGAAGGAGUUUGGCCAUGAAGAAGUUGUGACGGAGCUGCCCUGCUGCCACUACUUCCACGAUGAUUGCAUACUCCCAUGGCUGAAAUUGGUGAACACUUGUCCAGUGUGUCGGCACGAGCUGCCCACAGAUGACCCGAACUACGAGGAACUUAAAGCCCAAAAGGAACGAAUGAAGCAGCGCCAACAGGCCAUUGAAGAACUCCACAACUCCAUGUUUGGAUGACUAAAUCAGCUUUUACUGGAACAGUGAAAAGAAAUGCGUCCUAUGUACA